CACUUUCUUUCUCAUCCUCCCUCUUGUCUUGAGAACCUCCGCCAGUCCUUUCAUCCUGAAAUCGUUCUCAACAUCCACUCAUUCCAUCGUUCACGAUGCUCCGCCUCAAGAAUCUCCUUGUUUUCCUUCUGGUGUUUGGGUUGUUCAUGCAGACUGCCCUGACAAACCCUCAGAGUCCCACUUCCAGUGAUGUUGUGAACAUCGACCACCUGGACUCGCACGAGGACAGCCCUGGUGAAGAACCUGACACCCAGCCUACUGCAGACCAUGAUAUCCCCUCCGUGUCAGACGAAGCUGCCCCUGAUGACGGCGUUCUUGAUGGUGACGACCAGAGCGAGGGCCUUAUCCAGGGCGGAGGAAAGAGCCAGGUCCCACGUCCCGGCACUUCUCGCGAUGAGUCCGCGGAAGAUGAUGAUCAGAGCGAUGUGGGUGGUUUUGAUGCUGUUGAUGGGUUGAACACCACUGAUCACUCGGAACUUGCUGAUGAUUCGAACACCACUGAUGAUUCGAACACCACUGAUGAUUCGGAUACCACUGAUGCUACAAACACCACCGAUGACUCGGAAACCCCUGAUGAUUUAAAUACCGCUGAAGAGCCGAUCACCACCGAUGAUUUGGACACCCCUGCUGAUCUGAACACCACGGAUGAUUCGAUCACCACUUCUGGUCAUCUGAACCUCACCGAAAGUCCAAGCAACCAGACGCUGCCUAUCCUGCCUCGCUUUCCACCCCCGCAAUGCAAGGGGACCUGCACCCUGAAGCACAAGUGCUACUGCGAAGGUGGUUCUGUAACCCAUUGCCGUUGCCCCAGAAUUGGCUUCCCAUGCUCGUGCACGCGCUACCUCGACAAUCCAGCUGCCCGAUUGGAACACUCCCCCACCGAUGAGGGUUCGAACACCACCUCAACCAUGAACACGACCUCGACUCUGAACACUCGCUCGGCCUCAGGGACCGAUGAUGAGGAACCGGACACCAACGAACAGUUGGACACCAACGAACAGUUGGAUACCAACGAGGAAGUGGAGAGUACCCCGGUGUCACAUCUCGCUCAAGCGCCCGCCGGGCCUUGCAAGGGUCGCUGCACAAUCCAUGGAAAGUGUAUGUGUGGAGGCUUGACCAAAUGUACUUGUCGACACGCUGGACAGACUUGCUCGUGCGUCAACUGAGAAGCUGUCUUUGGAAUCGCUUGUUGGCAUGUCUGUAGGAUGCUUUGAGUGAUCAGACUCGCUUUGGAGCUUUGUUGGUGUUGUCGUUGUGCUUUUCCUCUGGCAAAAGUCGUUGUUGUUGGGCGUUGCGCUCGGAUCAUGUAUCUAUCAUGUUAACCUUUGUGGCUCUGCCAUUUGAAUAAUGAGAGAGAAAAGUCUUUUUGAUUGACUUUGGGUAAUUUUUUUUUGAAA
Molecule: messenger RNA, 1397 nt
Organism: Aspergillus uvarum CBS 121591
Lineage: Eukaryota; Fungi; Ascomycota; Eurotiomycetes; Eurotiales; Aspergillaceae
Exons: 4
Coding region: 96-1166 (356 amino acids)
Source: RefSeq, a predicted model, not a curated record